Messenger RNA from Cuscuta epithymum, 4556 nucleotides. The record is from the annotation of a GenBank genome assembly. Lineage: Eukaryota; Viridiplantae; Streptophyta; Magnoliopsida; Solanales; Convolvulaceae.
GCCAUUCGCCCCUACUGGUCCGCCUGAAAUCUACUGCGUGGAAGCUUUCCCUCCGAAAUUCCUAACUGGGGUCUGGUAUAGACCUUCAUCUUCCGUUCACGCAAUCCGGCGAGGAUAAUCUUUUUCGGCGCAAGAAUUCUCAACGAGACCGGGUGACUCAAGCUCAUAGAACUAGGUCUUUUUGGGACCUGGCCAUGGCCGGGAUGAUGGCAGCAAUUUCCAGAGAGAAAGUGGCAGGUCUUCUGAUCUCGUCCAAGCGCGCUGCAGCCAUUCCGUCGAAGAUGGGCUUCUUGCGCCGUCUCAAGGAUGAGCUCUCUGACGCUGACUCCGUCUUGCUCUCAGAGACCCUCCCUCUUAUCCUUGACUUCGUCUCCGAUCGAUUUAGUCCAGCUCGCAAGCUCAUAGUAGAGAUGCUAGCUCCUAUUGGAAUCAAGCACAUUGAAUUGUUACCUGAAAUUAUGCCUUUACUGAUUACUUCCCUCAAGGACGACACACCUGCUGUUGCUCGACAGUCUAUUAUAUGCGGUAUUGAGAUAUUUCGUUCUCUGCUGUUUAAAGUUGCUGUUCAGGGCUUGCAUUCAAGUGAAUUGGAUGAUUCACUCGACUCUUCUUGGGAAUGGGUACAGAAGUUUAUGGAUGAAAUAUAUGCUUUGGCAUUUCAGCCAGAAAUUGAUGGAAGAAGUUUACUAGCAAUAAAGUUUGUGGAAUCUGUUAUUCUACAUUACACGCCCAAUCCGAAUGUCAGCUCAGAGCCACCCUCUAAUAUAAGUGCUGAAGGAAGUUUUGAAGAAUUUAAUGUAUCAUGGCUUCGUGGAGGGCAUCCAAUACUCAGUGUUGGAGAGUUAUCAGCUAAAGCAAGUAAUAGUUUGAGCUUACUACUUGAUCAGUUAAGAUUUCCAGCCAUAAAGUCACUAAGUUACUUGAUGAUCAUUGUGGUCAUCAACAGCCUUUCAGCAAUUGCUACAAAAAGGCCUGCUUUCUAUGGCCGUAUCCUUCCUGUUUUAAUGGGGCUAGAUCCUUCAACAUCUGAUAUUAAUGGGAAGCGUGUUUAUGCGGUGCAUCAUUCUCUGAAGAAUGCAUUCCUAUCAUGCUUAAAUUGUACACAUCCUGGUUCUGCUCCGUGGAGGGACCGAUUGAUUGGUGCACUAAGAGAAAUGGAACCUGGAGGACUGACCAACCAAGGCGCACAUCAGGUUUUCCAGACCAAUGGGAAUGCUGAGCUAAAGAAUGAAGUAUGUGACUUGGAGGAUGCCAAAUCGUCAAUUAAAACGGUGGAUACUGGUUGUGGCAUUUCUGGGACAAAAAGACAAGGGGUUGAAGCUAUUGCCAAUUCAGUUGAUGUUGAUGAUGAGAUGCCUCGAAAACGUCCAAAACACGUUCCUGCUGUUAAUGAAGGGAAAGUGGAAUUAGAUGUUCAAAGGGAUAACCGUUCUUCGAGUGAGCCAACUACAUCUAGAACAGAUAGUGAUAACAAUGCGGUGCAGCAACUCGUUGCAAUGUUUAGUGCAUUAGUUGCAAAGGGUGAAAAGGCCAUGCCAUCUCUAGAAAUUCUUAUCUCAAGUAUAUCAGCUGACUUGCUAGCUGAAGUUGUGAUGGCCAACAUGCAAAAUGUCCCCCAAAAGCGGCUCAAUUCUGAAGUAGAAGAUGAACUUUUAACGGCAAAUUCACAUCUUGGUGCCAGUACCCUUGGAACUGGCUUAAGACAAUUGUCCUUAUUGCUAUCUGACAUCCUUUUACGGCCCAACACAUUGCAACUGAAUGAUGGUGCUCUAGAUGCUCAAUUAUCUUGUGCGCUUGAGCAAUCUGGAAGGGGAGAGGAGCAAUCAUUGAUUAUUCGUCAGUGUAUGGAUGCUGCGGCAUCAGAUUCCCAAGAUAUUGCAAGUGAUCUAGCUCAAACACCUAUUUCUAUUUCUGAAGGAAUUCCUUCAACCAUGGAGAAAAUUUCAGUGAUUGCAUCUGAAGUUGCUGACAUUAGGGGUGUGGAGAAUCCAAUACCUGGCAUAGAUUCUUCUCUUUCUAAGAAUGACGGAUUAGCAGGUAUAGUUGUUCCUUUGCCAGCUUCCACCGACCUGGAUGAGGUCAAUCAAAAGCAAGUUUCUGGUCUAGCAAGGCCACAGUUAGAAGUUCUUCUGUCUUUUUCAACCGAUAAAUCUGAGGAGCUUAGUCCCAAAACAGCAUCAACAGAUGCUACCAGCAUCCACCUGUCCACAGCAACCUCUAUUGGACGGUCUCCGCAGUUGGUGCUUCCGGUGAUGUCUGCACCUGUUGUGCGACUAUCUGAUGAACAAAGAGACAAUUUACAAAAGUCAGUUUUGAUGCGUGUAAUCGAUGCUUACAAGCAAGUAGCAGUUGCAGGAGGCUCUCAAGCUCGUUUGUCUAUUCUUGCUCAUUUAGCAGUUAAGCUUCCCUCAGAUUUAGAUGCAUGGAAAAUGCUGCAGGUGCACAUAUUGUCAGAUUAUGUGAACCAUGAGGGGCACGAGUUGACAUUACGUGUCCUCUACAGGUUAUAUGGCCAAGCAGAAGAGGAUCAAGAUUUUUUUUCAUCAACAGCUGCAGAGUCUGCUUAUGAAAUGUUCCUUCUUACAGUGGCAGAAACACUUAGGGAUUCUUUUCCAGCCUCUGAUAAAUGUUUAAGUAGAUUGCUUGGUGAUGCUCCACAUCUACCAGACUCUAUCUUCAAUUUGUUAGAGUGUUUGUGUUGUCCUGGUAGUAGUGAUAGUAAUGAGAAGGAGUUAUACAGUGGAGAUCGAGUAACACAAGGCCUCAGUGCUGCGUGGAGCCUAAUUUUACUGAGACCUCCGAUUCGGAGUACAUCCCUUAAUAUUGUUCUACAGAGUACUACACAUCACCUUGAAGAAGUGCGUAUGAAGGCAAUACGGCUGGUUGCAAAUAGGCUUUACCCUUUACCAUCCAUCUCUCAACAAAUAGAAGCUUUCGCAAAUGACAAGCUAUUAUCAGUCCUAAAUGUCAAUCAGAAAACAAGUUCAAAUGAUGGUGGGUCUAAUAUUGACUUACGACAGGAUUCUAAUUUGGAUAGAAGUAUAAAUGAACAGCCAUCUACUUCUGCUGAGACAAAAGAGAUAUCGUCUGACAUGCACCAGUCACCCAUUUCUGGCCAUGCCUCCGUAGCUGAAGUUCAGCGUUCCAUGUCACUGUAUUUUGCAUUGUGUACAAAGAAACACCUCCUUUUUCGGCAAAUAUUCACCAUUUAUAAAAGCGGAUCCAAGGCAGUGAAACAGGCAGUUGAUGCUCAAAUGCCAAUGUUGGUUAGGACUAUUGGCUCAUCACCUGUACUUCUUGAAAUCAUAUCUGAUCCACCAUCUGGAAGUGAGGAACUCUUGAUUCAGGUUCUUCGUAUCUUGAUUGAGGGGAUAGUCCCAUCUCAUGUGCUAAUAGCUCUAGUUAGGAAGUUACAUGAGACAAAAUUGAAGGAUGUUGAAAUUCUUCUCCCUGUGUUGCCUUUCAUGUCAAAAGAAGAGGUCCUGCCCAUCUUCCCACAUCUUGUUAAUGCACCACUAGAUAAAUUUCAAGCAGCUCUCUCUUGCCUUCUGGAGGAAUCACCUCGCUCUAGUCCAGUACUGACUCCUGCAGAAGCUUUAAUUGCUAUCCAUGGAAUUGAUCCUGAUAGAGAUAACAUUCCCUUGAAGAAGGUAACGGAUGCUUGUAAUGCUUGCUUUGACCAGCGACAGAUGUUUACCCAGCAAGUUGUUGCAAAAGUGUUGAACCAACUGGUUGAACACAUUCCUCCUCCUUUGUUAUUUAUGAGAACAGUAUUACAGGCUAUUGGUGCUUUCCCUUCUCUGGUUGACUUUAUAAUGGAGAUACUCUCCCGCCUUGUAAGCAAACAGAUUUGGAAAUAUCCGAAGUUAUGGGUAGGAUUUGUUAAAUGCGCCCAGCUGACGAAACCACAGUCUUUCAGUGUUCUGCUUCAGCUACCUGCUGGACAACUUGAAAAUGCAUUAAAUAAAGUGGGUGCACUCAGAGGUGGGUUGGUUGCGCAUGCUAGCCAACCACACAUAAAAUCAUCGCUUCCGAGGUCGGUAUUGGCGGUUCUUGGGAUUGCAUCUGAUUCUCAAAGUUCAAGCCAGGCACAACCACCUCCCCAACCUCCAUCAGAUAAUAAUAACAACAAUAGCAAUACUAGUAAUCUCGAUGAUGAUAGUAAUAAUAAUAAAGAGGCAGUAGCAGAAUCAUCUGUGGCAAGUUAGGUAGGAAUUUGAUGGCUCGUGUGCUCUGGAUUCUCAUUGAAAAGCAUUAAUACUAACUUUGUCAUUCCAGAAUAGACACAGAAUGCCAAUCUCAUAUGAUACCAUUUAUAUAUGCUGUUAUUUUUCAUGCGUUUGAUUAAUUUUUGGUGUUGUAAGCUGUAACAUUUACUCUAUGCUCGGACCAUCUAGUGUCAACUUUGGGUAGCCCCCUGCCGUAUUCCAACUUUAUUGGUUAUCCGGAAGGCGUUCCAACUUCAAAUUGGGUUAUCCUGACCAUACUAUAUGGCCAAAUGUUUUCCAACUUCAAAUUGGUUGUAAUAAUAAUGGGUUUGAUCACUUUGAUGAUAA